AUGCAGCAGGGAUUCCAGAAUGUAUCCUCGCAAUUUGUGCAGUAUGAGGAGAAACUGCAGCAGGUGCAGGAGGUGCAGGAGUUUCUCCUCAUACUGCACAAAUUGCGAGGAUACAUUCUGGAAUCCCUGCUGCAUAUCUUGACGCAUGUGCAGCGCAGCAUCUCCAGCUGCGCAUCGCUUCCGUACUGUGACUUACAGACUCGUAGCGGUGACCCAGAUGGCAACGGCGGCCGGCGGCCCUCGGGAACAAACUUUGAACUGCAGGAGCAGCAACAACAGCAAACUCCAGGCUGCCCGCCGCAUGCCGUUGUCGGUUGGCCGUUGUCGUACAGCACUGCGGUGGUUCUACGAUUCGGAUCGCAGUUAAAAUCUUUUCGAGGGCCGUUGUGGGCCCUGCGUGUUCAUCAUUUGCCUGUUUUUGGGGGCUCCAUCCAUACAACCAUCGCCCUCCGUUUUUCAAGUCCACACCGCAAUGCCUACCCGGGGGGGCGGGGAGAACGUCUGCCUGUCAAGUUCACCAGUAAUGCUGCCAAAAACCGCGUCAGAGACAUCACUGAAUGUGAGACCACUCCCGCCCAGCUGCUUCCGUAUCCCAUAAAGUGCCUGGUAGACCGCUGGGGUUUUAGUGAUGCAAACCCGUUGCAUCGUUUGCUUACUGUUGCAUGCGGCAACACAGGGUUGCUGAAGCACCUCAUUGUGUGUCCAGUCAGCUGGCAGUCUGUCGACGAUUAGAGCAUCUCGGCCGAUGUGUCUGCCAGCGCUGAUUGCCUCAUCACAUGGGUCCACCAAGUUUACUUUUGAUGAUACAAGGAAAAAAAGAGUACCAGUAUUGUGGCUACCGAAACUCCAUUAAAUGCCACCAGGAUAAAGAGAAGCUUCACGGUUGACAGCGCGUCGGAUGUUGUUCUCUGCAAUUCUUCUGUCACUGUGUUGUGCUGCUGUGCCAGCUGCUGCGCCUCCUGCGCCAGCUGCUGCGCCUCCUGCGCCAGCUGCUGCGC
This is a messenger RNA of Volvox carteri f. nagariensis, 998 nucleotides long. RefSeq lists its product as uncharacterized. Bases 1 to 732 code for a protein of 243 amino acids. The record is from RefSeq and is a predicted model, not a curated record. The transcript has 7 exons. Lineage: Eukaryota; Viridiplantae; Chlorophyta; Chlorophyceae; Chlamydomonadales; Volvocaceae.